AUGGUCGACAAAACAUCAGAUGCGCUUACUGCAAAGCUCGUCAUAACCGUGGCAAUCAUUUGCCUUGGUUCGCUUCAAUUCGGCUACCAUAUGUCUGAGCUCAAUUCUCCAGAGGCGAUUUUGUCUUGCAAAGAAUCGAUCCCCCUUCUUACACCAUAUGAAGACUCUUUCUUCGGUCAGCGUGGAUUUGUACGCUGUAUUCCAUUACAGCCCGAGCAAUUUGGGCUUGUCACUUCGAUCUUCAGUAUCGGUGGUUUGCUUGGAUCCUUUUACGUGGGAUCGGUUGCUGAUAGUAUUGGCAGACGGAAGACGGCUUUAGUCCACUGCUGUAUUUAUUUCAUUGGGUCCGCUCUCAAUGGACUCAGUAAUUCAUACCAUGCUUUGUUAGCUGGAAGAUUUGUGGCUGGUAUUGGCGCUGGUUCCGCCCUUGUUGUCACAUCACUUGUCAUUAACGAAAUCGCCCCACCUCUGUACAAGGGGUUUUUGGGUUCCAUGAAUCAAGUGUCUGUGAACGUCGGUAUUCUUUUCACGCAAGUGCUUGCCCUCAAGUGGAACAAUGAUAAUGACUGGAGGUUCAUCUUGUUCAUGGCCGCUGCAAUUGCUUUGGUUAACUUCUUCCUUGUCUUGAGCUACAUGGAAGAAUCGCCAAUGUGGCUCGUGAACAAUGGUAUGUCCGAUCAGGCAUUUACUGUUUUACACAAAUUGCGAGGCGGUGAAUAUGCUCUUGCCCGGAACGAAGUGAAUAGUUGGAAGCAGGCUUCCGGAAUCGAGGAAGAAGACGCCAACUUGUUAGCCGGAGAAGAAGAGCAAAGACCAACAAGCAAGUCGGCUGUUUCUUUGCGUGAAUAUUUGAAACUGUCAGAGUAUAAGAAUUCAAAGACGGUGGCUACUGGCAUCUUGGUACUUCAGCAGUUUUGCGGAAUCAACUCCAUCAUCUUUUAUGGUGUUUCUGUUUUGAUUUCCAUCUUCCCAACUAAAGCUGUUAUGAUCAAUUGCUUGAUCUCGACUGUGAAUGUCAUCGUGACGUUUGCGUCCGCCCCUCUUGUUGACAAGUUGGGCAGAAAGCCUCUCCUUAAGACUUCAGUUACCUUUAUGGGUAUUGCCGCUGCCCUUCUUGGCUUUGGCAUUCAAACAACUAACUCUCUUUUCUCGGUGGUCGGAACCUUUGUCUACAUUGCAUUCUUUGCAAUUGGAUUAGGACCUAUCCCAUUUUUAUUGGUCGGAGAAGUGACCCAACCAAAGGCAAAAGCGCUGGCACAAAGUUUUGGUGUUACUAUGAAUUGGGUGGCCACUUUUGCGGUUGGUUACUUAUUCCCCGUUCUUAGAAACUCGUGGCUUGGAGGUGGCACCUACUACAUUUUCACCGCUAUGUGUGCGGUGACAUACAUCUUUGUCAAAACAUGUGUUCCCGAGACUAAGGGUAAGAACACUUAUGAAGAAGUUUGGGGUAUCCGUAACCAGUUGGAGUGA
This is a messenger RNA of Candidozyma haemuli, 1470 nucleotides long. RefSeq names its product Hgt18p (gene HGT18). Lineage: Eukaryota; Fungi; Ascomycota; Pichiomycetes; Serinales; Metschnikowiaceae. Gene Ontology annotation, molecular function: hexose transmembrane transporter activity. Gene Ontology annotation, biological process: monosaccharide transmembrane transport. The record is from RefSeq and is a predicted model, not a curated record. Bases 1 to 1470 code for a protein of 489 amino acids. The transcript has a single exon. Gene Ontology annotation, cellular component: membrane.